AUGGCGCCACUCAAGAUUUUUCUGGAUGGCAAAUCGUCCAUCACUCGCCAGCCGGAACGAGGUGCCCUCAGUUUCAUCGUCAAGGCGGCUGGACCAAGCCGAGAAGGCGUGUCCAGGAAGGUGACCGAGACAUCUAAUGAGAUAAACCGACUGUUUAAAGAGCUAUCACCCAAAUCUGAGACCGGCGAAACAAUUGCGGGCUCACCGGUCACAUCAUUCUCUUCCACCUCGCUACAAACACGAUCUCACGUACCAACCGAUAAGUCGGGCGAGCCUCUACCGACGGUUUACCAUGCAACUCUAGCGCUCAACGCUCUUUUCCAAGAUUUCACCACGCUGAAUGAAGUCGUUGGAAAGUUGGUUUCUUACCCCAACAUCGAGAUCCAGUCCCUUGAAUGGUGUCUCACCGAGGCGACACAAAAGGACUUGAGUUCCGAGUCCCGUAAAGAAGCAAUGCGCGACGCCAUCCAGAAAGCAAACGACUACGCUGAGGUGGUUGGACGAGAAGUCUUUGCAGUGGAGAUCAGGGACUCAGGGAGCGGGGUUAACGCUGGGCGAUACAACCCUUACCAUUCAAAUAUCCAGGGGAUGAUGCCGCAGCAAAUGCAACAAAUGCAGCAACAACAGGUGGCUCGGUCAACUAUGUUGGCUCAGCAGCAGGCUGCCUCCUCCGCUGCUUCCAGCGCGAGUUUCAAUUCAGGAGGUUCCACAUCACUUGAUUUGAGUCCGCAGUUGAUUCGGUACACGAAUUCCGUGAAUGUUGAAUUCAGGGCUGCGGACAUUUAA
This is a messenger RNA of Penicillium antarcticum, 786 nucleotides long. Its product is annotated as SIMPL domain-containing protein. NCBI's taxonomy places the organism in Eukaryota, Fungi, Ascomycota, Eurotiomycetes, Eurotiales, Aspergillaceae. The record is from RefSeq and is a predicted model, not a curated record. The coding region runs from base 1 to 786 and encodes 261 amino acids. The transcript has a single exon.